Molecule: messenger RNA, 2115 nt
Organism: Lachancea dasiensis
Lineage: Eukaryota; Fungi; Ascomycota; Saccharomycetes; Saccharomycetales; Saccharomycetaceae
Source: the annotation of a GenBank genome assembly
AUGACUAAACUAGUUAUUGCUAGUAAAGCUCCCGUAGUGGCCUAUGGAGAGCUUAUCGCGGCUCGUCGAGUCAAUACUGCUACCGAAUCCAGUGUCGACAUUGAAUUUGUGGAAGACAAGAAGGCUGCUCCUGCUACUUUUGAUGGCGCUUCCGAGGCCGUUUUUGAGCGUCUUGUCAAAGCAUACCCCCAAGUUUUGGGCCGUGACUUUGAGUCUUCAGCGGAAUGGGUGAACUUUGCUGCGAAUGAACUUACUGUCAAAAACUUUGCCAAACUUUCUGGGUCUUUGGAGAAGCUAGAUGCCUACUUAAACUUCAGAACCUUUAUUUCGGGCACCCAUUCGAUAUCUUCGGCUGAUAUCGCAUGCUGGGGUUCGCUCAGAUCUAACGGAAUGGUUGGGUCCAUUAUCAAGAAUAAAGUGUACCUUAACGUCUCUCGUUGGUACACUCUUUUGGAACAAGUUCCAGAGUUUGGUGGUGCUCACGAGUUUUUGACCAAAUCUGUCCAAGAGCUCAAGAAGUCUGCAUCCGGUAAUAAGAAGAAGGAAACACACAAGGCCAAUUUCGAGAUUGAUCUACCAGGUGCCAAGAUUGGUGAAGUUGUCACCCGUUUUCCUCCUGAGCCAUCUGGGUACUUGCACAUUGGACAUGCGAAAGCUGCCAUUUUGAACCAAUAUUUUGCCCAAGAAUACAAAGGUAAGCUUAUCAUUAGAUUCGAUGAUACUAAUCCAACUAAGGAAAAAACCGAGUUCCAGGAUUCAAUUUUGGAGGACUUAGAACUUCUUGGUAUUAAAGGUGACAGGGUGACUUACUCAUCGGACUACUUCCAAGAAAUGUUCGAUUUGUGCGUCAAAUUGAUAAAAGAAGGCAAGGCCUAUUGUGAUGAUACUCCGACCGAGAAGAUGAGAGAGGAGCGUAUGGACGGUAUUGCUUCAGCCAGGAGAGAACGUACCGUAGAGGAGAAUUUGAAGAUUUUCACCGAGGAUAUGAAAAACGGUACUGAAGAGGGACUUAAGAACUGCGUUCGUGCAAAGAUCGACUACGAAGCUCUCAACAAAACUUUGAGAGAUCCUGUGAUUUACAGAUGCAACUUGACUCCACAUCACAGAACCGGUACAACUUGGAAGGCGUACCCAACUUACGACUUUUGUGUUCCUAUCGUCGACGCAUUGGAGGGCGUAACACACGCCUUACGUACCAUCGAGUACAGAGACAGAAAUGCUCAAUAUGACUGGAUGCUGAAUGCUCUUCACUUGCGGAAGGUUCACAUUUGGGAUUUUGCCAGAGUAAACUUUGUUAGGACAUUGUUGUCCAAGAGGAAGUUGCAAUGGAUGGUGGAUAAGAACCUUGUUUCCAACUGGGAUGAUCCAAGAUUCCCAACUGUACGGGGGGUUAGAAGAAGAGGAAUGACGGUUGAAGGUUUGAGAAACUUCGUUUUAUCUCAGGGGCCUUCCAGAAAUGUGAUUAACCUCGAGUGGAACCUAAUAUGGGCUUUCAAUAAGAAGGUGAUAGAUCCUGUGGCUCCCAGACAUACGGCUGUUGUCAAACCAGUCAAGCUACACAUUGAAGGUGCUCCUGAAGCUCCAGAUGUUCAGACAAGACCAAAGCACAAAAAGAACCCAGCUGUUGGGGAAAAGAAGGUGAUCUACUAUUCGGAUGUUUUGAUUGACCAGGAAGAUGCUGAUUUGAUUCAAGAAGGCGAAGAGCUUACUUUGAUGGACUGGGGUAACGUUAUUGUCACGAAGAAGAAUACCGAUGGAUCGUUGAUCGCCAAAUUGCACCUCGAAGGUGACUUCAAGAAAACUAAGUUGAAGUUAACCUGGUUGGCCGACACUAAGGACAAGGUGAAUGUUGACCUCGUCGAUUUUGACCACCUGAUUAGUAAGGACAAACUAGAGGAGGGCGAAGACUUCGCUGACUUUUUGACCCCUCACACCGAAUUUCAUAAUCAGGCCAUCGCAGAUUUGAACGUUCGGGGCAUGAAGAAGGGCGAUAUUAUCCAAUUCGAGAGAAAGGGUUAUUACAGGUUAGAUUCAUUGGCGUCUGAUGAUAAACCUUACGUUUUCUUCGGUAUCCCAGACGGUAAAUCUGUGAACAAGUAUGGGGCCAAGAAGUAA